GAUUAGAGUCCUAUUACUGUUCAUUAAUACGCCGCUAAAAGAGGAUGAGAUUGGAUCCGCGAUUCUAUAUGUCCCUGUCCAACCAGUCUGAAAAGCCCAAGAAGGCGAUAGAUAAGUCCCAAAGUAAGACAAUGGUGUUAUCGGACGAUGUCGAACUCCCUGCCCAAGUGGCGAAUGUCUCGCGAGAGGAUUUACGAAGAUACGCGCAAUGCAAGCGAGUAGGCAACUUUCUUCUCGGACGAACUGUUGGUGAAGGAUCAUUUGCAAAGGUCAAGGAAGCUAUUCAUAUUUUAACAGGCGAAAAGGUUGCGAUAAAAAUCAUCGACAAAAAUCGUGCGCGAAAAGAUCGUUACGUGUCGAAGAACAUGCGUCGCGAGGCACGCCUGCUGCAGAUGAUUCGCCAUCCACACAUCGUGCAACUGUUAGAGAUCGUCGAGACCUCUCAGAGUUAUUAUCUCGUGUUCGAGUUCGCUGAUGGAGGGGAUCUCAUGGAUCACAUUUGCAAAAGAAAGAAACUGGAAGAAGACGAAGUGAGAAAGUUUAUCAGACAAAUCAUAUCCGCUGUGGAGUACUUACAUCGUCUGGGUAUCAUGCAUAGAGAUCUAAAGGUAGAAAAUCUUCUAUUGGACGCAAACAAAAAUAUCAAGAUAAUAGAUUUUGGGCUCAGUAACACGAUCUACGCAACAGACCAUAACAACGAGAAUCACUGCACAACUCAAUGUGGCUCGCCUGCAUACGCUGCGCCUGAACUUCUUGUUCGAAAGGAUUAUGGCCCGCAGAUUGACGUUUGGAGCAUCGGCGUUAAUUUGUACGCGAUGCUGACAGGACGUCUUCCAUACACAGUAGAACCGUUCAAUAUCAGCACGUUGUAUAACAAGAUGUUGAAACGACAGAUGAACGUAAUACCCGAGCAUUUAUCAGAUGGCUGCAAAGACAUGAUUUCCAAGCUCUUAAACCCCGAUCCGAAGGAACGAUUACACAUACUGGAGGCAGUAAGACAUCGAUGGAUAACCAUGGAUGAAAGAGAUCCUCUGGUGCUCCUUACAUGCCCUAACUACCUCUGCGAGGAGGAUCUGGAUGAUCGUAUUUUAGAUCACGUGGAAGAAAAGCUGAAACUAAACAGUGAUGACGUCAUACGUGACGUAAUUCAAAACAAGGCGACAAAGAACUCGUGUGUCUAUCAUUUGCUUGUACGUCGACUUCAGCGCUACGAACGAGAGCAGAGGAAACUAAUGGCCGCAUCACCAGCACCAACCAUCAAAAUCACAGAGCCAAUAUCACCACCGAGUACGGAACACACACCAACGCCUACCAAACAUCAGCCAACAACCCAAAAGAAUGGUUUGGUGAAACGCUCUACACCCAAAACCCACAUCAUGGAAAAUCCAUUUAAGACCAUAAAAGUCGCUUUAAUAAGACAGAAAAAAGCGGCGAAGAAUGAAGAGAAAUCAAAACGAGGAAAAACGCCAAAUCCGGAACCACACUCGGCAACUACCGGCGAGCCAGCGCACAAACCCAAGCUCUGCGCAGUCAAACGAGUGGCUCUCGUGAAGUUUUCGCCCGUACGCCGAAGCCUACGUGGGCUGACGAGCUGUUCACGGAAUUCUACGAACAGUCCAAGGCCCGGCCGAAGAAAGGCCGGUUUCGAGGGACUUCAACAGCGGCGUAAAUCACCGAAGGUUCGCCGUCGACACGCGGAACCCGACGACGGUUUCUCGAGCACCGCUAGCAUUCCGAAAAGGAGAAGCAUUGACAGUUCAGCCAACGCGGCAGCAAACACAGAACGCAUGCGUAUUGAUGAUCAAAAUAAUAACAACACGCUUCCAAAUAGUCAGAAUUCAAAAACUUCGGUCGGUGAAGGAAAAUUAACACUCGAAAAUUCAGAUUUAAAAUCUGUGAAUUUUGCCAGUAGUAACACGCUGGAAAAUAUCUCGGAGGAUGGAAUCGCCGUGCGAGAUAAGGACCCGGUACCGGAAACUAUCACCCACUUAUAUACGGACAGAGGUGUUGUGUUGAAGCGUGACACGUCGUCGGAAAGGAACGGCACGGUUGAUUACGAACGAGAACAGGCUUGCAUGCAACAUCACGUGUUCAAAGACAGCAGUGUAGGCAAGGGGAACACAGAAGAUUUUAGAGACAAACAGGUGAAUCGAGGGAUAGAUGGGGUUAAAAGCAAACAAGGGACAAUUGAAAGUUGGCUGUCUGAAGUGGAAGUGGUUAACUCAAAAAUUUCAUCCAUACCAGUAAAGUCAGCUGAAACUGUAAAGUCGCCAAACAAGUGCCCUAGUGGCUCGAAUACCCAAGUAUCAUCAUCGUUGCAAACACCCAGAAAUAAUUCACAAAAUACCAGAGCAUGCCUUCCAAAACAUCUGGAAAGAAAACUUGUCACACCCAGAAGAUCCCCUUAUAAAUUGGACAAUUCUUCGAAAAUCCCCGUUCUUUCUGGGAAACUCUCUUCAAACUCUCGCCAGACCCUGCUCUCACAAACACGGCUGGCGCCCAGGACAUCUACGGCCAACAGCAGAACCCCGGGCACUGCGGCCAGAAAGAACGAUGUCGCAAGGUUAGCGGACAAAUACGACAAGUGCGUUUCGGUAAUGGUCGUGGAACGUUCGAAGGAUGUCGGGAAAAAGUCGGCUAAAGAUAAUCAGAACUCGACAGCAGUCGUUAGCGGUCUGCGUACUGACGGUAAAACUUUGAAGCUUGCCGGAAAAUGUUCGGCUAACGGCGGCACAACUUCGUCGGAUGCCGGCAAAAGCUCUACUGAUAACAAAGGCUCCAAAAGUCCCGGAAAAGGUUCCGUCAUUGUCAGCAAAGUUCCGAAUGCUGGCAAAAAAAGCUUGCCUAACAAUACUGAAAAUACGACGGGAGCAAAAGAUGGUUCGGCUACAAACGACAAAAGUUCCAAGGCUACCGGGAAAUCUUCGGCUUCCGAAGGCAAAAUGUCGACAGUUGCCGGAAAUAAACGGACUAAAGAGGAAAGUAAUACAAAGAGAAAGGAAGUUAAAGGUAUCAAUAAUUCAGGACUAAACAGAAAUAAAUGGAGUGAGAAGGUCACAGGAAAGACUCCGAAUACAGUCGCGAGCCAGAAAGGAAAGAGUCUUGAGAAGAAAGGCCGUAGUGUUGAUGCAAAUGCAAAAUCACUCGGUUGCAAGGAGAAAACAGUAAAAGUUGUGGGAAAUGGUAAUGGAACGAAAGAAAAAAACGCCACUGAAAAUAUAGAACAGACAAGAAAUAGUCCGCACCAGCCGAAAAUUCAAGAUCAACCUGACAGAAAGCCAUCACUGGUGAAGUCAGCAAAGGAAAGUCUUGCGUCCAACGCGUCCCGAAAUUCAACAAAAAACUCGAAUAACAUCGUCGAAAAUACGAAAAAAAAUUCGCCCAACGAGCAAACCACUAAAGUUCCAACAGUCGAAGGCCCCAGGCUCCUGCGUCCGAGCGUCAAAUCACAACAAACAAAAGACGGCAAAGAUUGGACAGGCGAUGAAAGACGAAUGAUUUGCAAUUACAGAAAGACCAACGAACCGUCUCAAACGAACGCGGCUGUAAAAUGCGCAACAAAGACUGCAACAAGCGUUGGAACUCCAGGUUUUAGAACAAGUUAACGAAUACGACUUUUCGCACUUUGUAAAUUAAGCCACUGGACUGGAAUAUAACUGGAAUGAUACCCCCUUAUAUUUGAAACCAAUUCACGGGAAAGCACGGGGCAGGGCCGAUUGACAUUUUUUUAUCGCAAUCGCUGCGUAAUACUAAUAAGGCGAUCCUGUAAUGCCAGAUAUUGUAUAUAUAACUUGCCUGACUGAUUCCUAUGCGGUUCACUAUGGUGCUGGAAACGCCAUAGAUGUUGAGCAAGACUCGCAGAUGCGACCGAUCACUCGGGGUAAUUUUGAAUGCAGACUGCGGUACAGCACGUUGAUCGCGAAGUGUUUACCAGGGUUUGGGGUUAACUCCCUCUCACCUCCCUCACCCAAGUGUGACUCAAAUACGAUAAUAAUCCCAAGUUCAAAAAAUCCUAAUUACUCGAAAUUUAUCCUUGAAAUACGUUUAGGAUUAAGAUUAGAGUUAAUCCUAAUCAAGCAAAAUCUUAACCAAAUCGUACGAAUUAAAUUCGUCUAUUUGGGAUUUAUUGAACAGGGAAUUAUUACCUCAAAUACCACGGACAGUAGGUCGCUCGUGAACUCGCGUACAAGAAGCGAGAACCGCGCUUUUUUAAAGUUUUCACACAAUUUUUUUAACAUUUCACAGGCAUGGGUAAAGUAAUACCGGGAUAAAAUGUAUAUAGAUUUUAGUAUGAUUACAUGAGCAUAAAAGAAUAUGGCCUUUUG
Messenger RNA from Dendronephthya gigantea, 4325 nucleotides. Its product is annotated as serine/threonine kinase SAD-1-like. Bases 45 to 3605 code for a protein of 1186 amino acids. The record is from RefSeq and is a predicted model, not a curated record. Gene Ontology annotation, cellular component: cytoplasm. The transcript is spliced from 9 exons. Gene Ontology annotation, biological process: protein phosphorylation; intracellular signal transduction. Gene Ontology annotation, molecular function: ATP binding; protein serine/threonine kinase activity. NCBI's taxonomy places the organism in Eukaryota, Metazoa, Cnidaria, Anthozoa, Malacalcyonacea, Nephtheidae.